AUGGUGUCUAGACAUGGGAUCAAGGUGGACCUAAAAAAGAUUGAGACAGUUCAAAGUAGGCCUAUACCUUCUGCCGCUAUAAAGAUCAAGAGCCUCUUGGGUUUGGUUGGUUACUAUUGUCGCUUCAUAGAUGGAUUUUCAUCUAUUGCAGCCCUAUUAACUAAGUCGACUCAGACGGGCAAUCUAUUCAGGUUGUUCAAUGAGUGUGAGAAAAGCUUUCAGAAGCUCAAGAUAGCUUUGACUAUAGCUCCAUUGUUGGUUUCUCCUUCGAGAUCAGUGUCAUUUAUUGUUUAUUAUGAUGCUUUAUGGGUUGGCAUUGGGUGUGCCAAUCCAGAAGAAGACCCUCAGAAUUUUAUUGAGGAGAUGCACAAGACCCUCAGGGUUAUGCCUGUAACUGAGAUACAGGGAGUAGAGUUGGUUGCCUACCGUCUGAAAGGAGUGGCCUAUUCGUGGUUUGAGUUGUGGAAAGAUUCCCAUGAGGAGAGGAUCCCUCCAGCGAGGUGGAGCGAGGUUGCUGAUGCCUUUAUAGAUCAUUUCCUGCCUACUGAGACAAGGGUAGCCCAUGCAGCAGAGUUUGAGAAUCUGAAGCAAGGCAAACUGAUUAAGGUUCUGCCACUUCGUUUUAAGAACAAUGUUGCAUCUUCUGUGUUUUGA
Messenger RNA from Nicotiana tabacum (common tobacco), 654 nucleotides. The record is from RefSeq and is a predicted model, not a curated record. Lineage: Eukaryota; Viridiplantae; Streptophyta; Magnoliopsida; Solanales; Solanaceae.